This is a messenger RNA of Oryctolagus cuniculus (rabbit), 1616 nucleotides long. Its product is annotated as granzyme A. The record is from RefSeq and is a predicted model, not a curated record. Gene Ontology annotation, molecular function: serine-type endopeptidase activity. NCBI's taxonomy places the organism in Eukaryota, Metazoa, Chordata, Mammalia, Lagomorpha, Leporidae. Gene Ontology annotation, biological process: proteolysis; positive regulation of apoptotic process; negative regulation of oxidoreductase activity.
CUCAGUUCAAAAAAGGAGCUAGAGACAUUGCUAAUGGAAAGCGUACUGCACACUGCUGCUCUGGGAAUGGAGGCUGAUUCUUUUCAGAGGGAGACAUUCCCCUACAUUAGAACUAUGUAACUUUGUCUGACUCCAGUUUUCUUUCUCAGCUCAGUUCAGAAACAGGGAAGCAAAGAAGGGAGGGAAAAGCCAGGGGAAGCACAAAGAGAGGGCUGGAAAGGGCCACCAGCCCCUACCUCCACUCACCCAUGUCUUCACCCCUGCCACAGACUCCCCAGAGCAGGGAAGGCAAUUAAGACAGGAGCUUACAUGCAUAUACGUCUCCCUCCCGUUCCCCACUUGCACUUAGCCUGCUCAUCAUUAUGCAGCCCAGGCAGACAACUGGGAAGACAUCUCUCUUUACCAGUUUUAGGAGAGUUUUAAGCUCUAGUUUAAGUCUAUGGAGAGCUCUUCCUGGAUACCACAGCCAUUCUUGGUCUUGGAAAUCCCUUCUUGUGGGCUAUGUUCCAAGGGCAACAUUUUUUACAAAAGAUAAUAGAACCAUCAAGGCUCCAUCCACCCUUGGCAGUCCUAGCAAAAGACUUCACACCUCCUGGCAAGGAGAGAUUUCUCAGGGUUCUCUCUUGCUUGAGUUUCAUUUCCUAAUGCUCAUUUGAAAAUGCAACCACAUCCUUUGUACUCUUGAUAUAUAGGCAGAGGCCAUCAAGAACUAAAAAGAGAUUUUCCUGUUGAUUGACGUGGGGACUCAGCCACCAUGAGGAGCUCCUGUGCCUUUUGGGCAUCCUUUCUCUCAGGUGUCAUUUUUCUCCUGCUGAUUCCUGAAGAUGUGUGUGUAAGAAUCAUUGGAGGACAAGAGGUAACUCCUCAUUCAAGACCCUACAUGGCCCUGCUCAAAAUUAAUGAGGAAAAAAUCUGUGCUGGUGCUUUGAUUGCAAAAGACUGGGUGUUGACUGCAGCUCACUGUGACAUGAGCAGAACGUCCCAGGUCAUCCUUGGGGCUCACUCAAUAACCAAAGCUGAGCCAGAGAAACAGAAAAUAGCCAUUAGGAAACAGUUUCCCUAUCCAUGCUAUGACCCAGAUGCAAAAGAAGGUGAUCUUAGCCUUUUACAGCUGAAAAAGAAAGCAAAAUUAAACCGAAGUGUGAAUGUCCUUCAGCUCCCUAAAAUGGGAGAGGAUGUGAAACCAGGAACUCUGUGUCACGUUGCAGGGUGGGGGAUGACAGUUAACCAUCAUUCACGCCCAUCUGAAACUCUCAAAGAAGUCAAUGUCACUAUCAUAGACAGAAAAACCUGCAAUGAUGACAAACACUAUAAUUUUAAUCCUGUGAUUGGACUGAAUAUGAUUUGUGCUGGAAGCAACAAAGGUGGAAAAGAUUCAUGCCAUGGAGAUUCUGGAAGCCCUUUGAUCUGUGAGGGUACCCUCCGUGGCAUCACUUCCUUCGGCAUGGAUAAUAAAUGUGGAGACCCCCGAUGGCCUGGCAUAUAUACCCUUCUGUCAAAAAAACACCUCAGCUGGAUAAAUAAGACUAUGAAGAGAGCAGUUUAGAUAACUGUGCUUCAUUUCACUCUCUGUCACUUGUCAAUCUUAUCAUAAAUAAAAUCAACUUGCACAGCCA